Molecule: messenger RNA, 411 nt
Organism: Stegastes partitus (bicolor damselfish)
Lineage: Eukaryota; Metazoa; Chordata; Actinopteri; Pomacentridae
Gene: tomm6
Product: translocase of outer mitochondrial membrane 6 homolog (yeast)
Exons: 3
Coding region: 24-218 (64 amino acids)
Cellular component (GO): mitochondrial outer membrane translocase complex
Source: RefSeq, a predicted model, not a curated record
UCGUUACGCCGCACGUUAGCAAGAUGAGCGGAGCAAACGUCAAAAAGGGCCCUUCCUCCGGUGUCGUGGAGUGGAUCAGCUCGGCAUGUCGGUUCGCAACAGACAGAAACGACUUCAGAAGGAAUCUUCUGGUCAACUUAGGUCUGUUUGCUGCUGGUGUCUGGUUUGCAAGAAACCUCUCAGAUUUUGACCUGAUGUCUCCUCAGCCAGUGACAUAACAAAAUACAUCGCAGCCAAAACCAGGAUGAAGGUGUCUUGGACCAAGAAGAAACAAGGGACAUGAAAAAAAUACUCCUGAAAAGUUUCUAUGACUAGUUCUACUUUGUAAACAAAUCACCUUAUUUACCUGAAUUUGCUUUUUUUAAUUUUAAUUUUUAUGUAGAUGACAUGAAAACAAAUCAUUACAUUUAA